AUGGAACGCAUCGGCGAAGACACCGAGACGACAAGCGGCAUCGUCUCGAAGUUCAGGCUGAAAGGCGAUGCGCGCUCUCUUUCGGAUCCUGCAUCGAAUGAUUACGGGGAGCCCACAUAUUCUGAACCCUGCGGGUACAAUCAUCGUUUCAUAAUCCAAUGGAGGCGUUCGGGGUUCACUAGGCAGCCUUGGAUCCAUAUUGACCCCUCCCGUGUUAACCCCAAGUUGGGGCAGCUAACGGUCACGGUGUUAGCUGAGAGCACAGGGGGAACGCCGCCGCAUUUCCUGCGCGCUAUGGGUGGGUCUCCCAACGGCGAGGGCUUUGCUGUAUCACAGUCGGGCGUCUCGAGGACAACCAUACUCAGACCGCCCUACUCGGUCACCCACCUCGCUACAAUGAAGAUCAUUGGUACCAACUUGGCCCAACUUACAAUAUCAUUCAAUGUACGCGCAGAGAACCCCUCUGAGCACCGUAUGGACGUUUCUACGGCCCCAGCGGACGCCCGUGUAGCAAGCAGCUUGCGUUCUGCGCUGCGAUCGUCACUUGACGAGGGUGAUUUCAUAGAUACCAAAAUCUAUGGGUUCUCUCGUCGCAUGGUCGACGGGCAGGUGUCCGGGCCGUUGCCUAUUUAUGCUAACAGCACCAUCUUGAAGGCUAAAUCGACCUAUUUCGAGACAAUGUUUUCAAGGGCCUACUUCACCGAGUCAUCCGUGAAUGAGCUCGGAGGCGGCGCCCUGCAACCGGGAGAAUCGUCGUGCUCGGCGGAGGAGUACGGUUACGACUCCGACAGCGACCUCGAUGCAGGUGAAGACGACCCUGACGGUGACAGUGCGGCACCCAUUCGAAGGCGCGGUCCAGGCAGAACUGCGCACGUGAAGGACAUCGCCCACAAGACAUUAAGAACGUUCGUCUGGUACUGCUAUACCGGGGAGGUUGUAUUCUCCCCCCUCACCUCCGAGGGAAAGGAACAGAAGAAAUCAGAAAGGCUGGAAGCGCAAUCCGCGAUCGCCGCCAUGAAACCGCCUUCAUGUUCGCCUAAAUCAAUGUAUCGAUUGGCCGAUAAAUACGGCAUAGCGGACCUAGAGGACCGUGCCUUCGAUGAGCUUCGCAAUAGGCUGACCGUCCACAACAUCCUGGACGAGUUAUUCUCGACGUUCACCUCUCGGUACGAGCGCAUCCGCCACAUGGAAAUCGACUUCAUCUGCAGCAAACUGGAUUGCCCAGAGAUAUCGGACGGUCUGCCCCGGGUCGUUGCUGCCUUCGGCGCGGACAGCACGAGGCUACCCAACUUCGAGGUGCUGUCGUCACUAAUCCAGAAGCUACUUGAGCGGCGGAACAGUUCAAGCAACCGUGGGCGCGUCGGCGCGAGCAGAUUCGCUACGGAAGACGUCUACAUACCAGAACACAACAGUGGUAGUCCAUUUGACGCUUAUUUUUGACACCGGCUUUCGCCACUUUCUUGGUUGCAUGUAAGUACGUGCGGAACAGAGCACACACGCUUUAAUACAUUAACUUGACAUGACGG
Molecule: messenger RNA, 1526 nt
Organism: Gloeophyllum trabeum ATCC 11539
Lineage: Eukaryota; Fungi; Basidiomycota; Agaricomycetes; Gloeophyllales; Gloeophyllaceae
Exons: 6
Coding region: 1-1440 (479 amino acids)
Biological process (GO): regulation of proteolysis; proteasome-mediated ubiquitin-dependent protein catabolic process
Cellular component (GO): cytoplasm
Molecular function (GO): ubiquitin protein ligase binding
Source: RefSeq, a predicted model, not a curated record